AUGGUUGUUUUAAGCUUCGAUACUGUCCGCCGUGGACAAAAUAUAAUUGGUCGCGAAUUUGAAUAUGUACAGGGAUCGCUUCAUAAUCGAGCGGCAUUCAUGUCAAAAUACUCUCAAGCAUUGCAUCAAGAUGGUAAAUAUUCAAUCACCGAAUUGCACCAGCUUGCAGAGUUGAUUUGUCCAGACUUUCCAUUGAGCAUUAUAGAAAGUACCAGAGAUAUUGUUUACCAUAUAUUGGAAAUACAACCUUUGGAAAUAUCAAAUAAUACAAUUGUUCCAUCAAGCAUAUUCAAAGCUGCUUUGAGAGUAUGCUUUAUAUAUCAUGAGAUGCUGGAAUACUUGCUGGGGAAAAUCAAACUGCAGUUCAAUACAUUUUGCAGAUGUGUUGCAUCAUCAGAGCCUUGGACAGCAACUGAACUUGAGGCAAUUGGAGCUGGCAUAAUAUCUUGUAUUGAGCAACUCCAGUCCAAUAACUGCGCGUCAAGAAACAUCAUCCCACCAUCCCGGUCAGUACACGACGCAGUUGAGUAUGCAAUCAAAAGCAAAGCUAUGUAUUCAGCAACCUCGCCUGUUGAUCUUUCACGAUUAAUGUAUUUGAAUAUGUGUACCAAGUGGAUCAAGGAUGAUAAGCAUAUUCUUGCAGACGUGGAAGCACUGUUUAAACUGUAG
Messenger RNA from Batrachochytrium dendrobatidis JAM81, 669 nucleotides. RefSeq lists its product as uncharacterized. Bases 1 to 669 code for a protein of 222 amino acids. The record is from RefSeq and is a predicted model, not a curated record. The transcript is spliced from 5 exons. Lineage: Eukaryota; Fungi; Chytridiomycota; Chytridiomycetes; Rhizophydiales.